AUGCCUUUUCCUGGUGCUCCUGUGGGAUCGCUGCUGGCCUCCGGCACAGGCUUUGCCCUCCGAAGUGAAGUUGCCCUCUUAGUGAUCUGUCCUGCCGCUUGCUACAGACAGGACUUGGGCUCUUCACGGCGUUUCAGAGGCAGCUCUGCUGCUCUCCAAGGCACGCUGUGGCAGCAGCGACAGAAACAGGGGAAGCGGGAGAUUAAAUAUAAACCUUGGUCCCCGUACUACCAGUUCACAGCUUUCUUUCACAUAUCUCUUGCAGCUUCUCAGCCAUUCAAAAACGACAGAAAGCCUACGAAUUUUGAUAAAAAGGUGUUAGUAUGGGCAGGACGCUUUAAAAGGGAGGAGGAGAUUCCAGCCCUCAUAUCGUCCGAGGUCCUCGAUGCUGCGAGGAACAGAGUGAGGAUAAAAGUUUGUUACGUCAUGAUUGCGCUGACCUUGCUGGGCUGUUUGGCCAUGGUAGUCUCAGGCAAAGAAGCUGCUAAAAGGGAUCACACGCUGCUGAGAAUGAAUAUAGAAAAGAAGGCCAAAUGGAGGGCUGAAGCAGAGAAAGAUCAGGAGGCAGCUGUUGAGACGCCACAAUGAUCAAGAACAGAUUUAUUUUAACAGCAGGAGAUAAGUGUGUUGCACAUGCGGCAUAUGUACCUGUCUUCAUUUAACUCUUUGGAUCUUUCUCCCACAACUUUCUCAGGGCAAAGACUUCAUUGCUUAAAAAUUGCCCCAUAUGAACUGUGAAAUUCCUACGGAAAUUCCAGCAAAUGCUUUCUGUGGCCUCUGGUCUUUGCCACUGCAUUCAGCUGAAAUACAGAAAUCUUGUCUCCUAACUGGAAAUUGGGAUGGGUGCAGGACCCCCCAGAUCAGGAUCGGCUCUGUAUGGUGCCACUGACGCUCCGUGUGGCCACCAAUGUGUCCUCUCCAAGCCAGGAAAGGUGUGGCCCUGCAUCAGGGAGCACCCGAGUCCACGAAAUUCCUCUAACGACAGCAGACUUGGCCGAAGUGACUGUGAUUUUAAAACAUAAUUCAGAACUCUUUUU
Molecule: messenger RNA, 1037 nt
Organism: Struthio camelus australis
Lineage: Eukaryota; Metazoa; Chordata; Aves; Struthioniformes; Struthionidae
Source: RefSeq, a predicted model, not a curated record